CCUCUCUAAAUCAAUGCCUUUUAUAGGCAGGACUGCCUUUUAGAGACGCGCCUGCCUCCUGACUCUGAGCAACCUGCGCCUCUUACAUAAAGUAUAGCCUAGAGCACUGCUCAUCAUCCAGCAACCCGGAACAUGGAGCCGAGUCGCAGCUCCUCUUCACCAUGAGCAGCUGAGUCCGAGCUGAGGUCGCCUCCUUCCACUUUUUCUACAAGUUAUUCACUCAAGGUUGAAGGUUUCUGAUCGGACGGCAUGGGGAAUUUGAUCAAGGUUCUGACGAGGGACAUCGACAACAAUGCGGGAAACUUUUUCCUGGACUUUGAAAACGCUCAGCCCACUGAGGCAGAAAGAGAGUUAUGGGAACAGGUGAACAAGAUUCUGAUGGAGGCAAUGAGUGUUUUACAAGACCUGCAGGCCUACAGUGGAGCAGGAGAAGCCAUUAGACAGGCCAUCCAGCAGCCGAGUAAUGAAAGUGCACAGGAGAAAGCCUGGACUGCCGUGGUGCCGCUGGUGGGCAAACUAAAGAAGUUUUACGAGUUCUCUAUAAAGCUGGAAGGUGCCUUGCACGGCCUGCUGGGAUUCCUAACGAGUGUACGCUGCAGCCCCACACAGCACUUGGAGCAGGAGCAGGCACUGGCGCGCCAGUUCGCAGAGAUCCUCCACUUCACUCUGCGCUUUGAUGAACUCAAGAUGACUAAUCCGGCCAUUCAGAACGACUUCAGCUACUACCGCCGGACCCUGAGCCGUAUGCGAAUCAACAACUUGGGAACAGAGGAAGAGAACGAAGUAAACAACGAACUUGCCAAUCGCAUGUCUCUGUUCUAUGCCAAUGCUACACCAAUGCUGAAAACAUUAAGUGAUGCCACGACAAAGUUUGUAUCUGAGAAUCCUGAUUUAUCUAUAGAAAACACGACAGACUGCCUAAGUACGAUGGCGAGCGUGUGUAAAGUCAUGUUAGACACCCCGGAGUACCGUACCCGUUUUGCGAGUGAAGACACAGUGUUGUUCUGCCUGCGUGUGAUGGUGGGGGUCAUCAUCCUCUACGACUACGUUCAUCCUGCUGGAGCUUUUGUCAAGUCCUCAAAAAUUGAUAUGAAAGGAUGCAUUAAAGUCCUCCGGGAUCAGCCACCUAACAGGGUAGAAGGUCUCCUUAACGCUCUCAGGUACACGACAAAACAUUUGAAUGAUGAGACUACCUCCAAGCAAAUCAAAAACAUGUUACAAGUCUGACAGUGUGUUCAGAAAACGGUACUUUUUGGUACUUCUUUCGAGCCUCUUCUAAUGGGACUGCUUUAGCGGGAGUUUUUUUUUUUUUUAAAGACAGACAAGAAUGGCCGUGUGUCAGGUGGCAGCUAGCGGGAUACACUGCUGUAUGGUGGUCUUGACGCAACUCAGAAAAGGAAGCUCCUAUGCUGUGUUUUUUUUUUUAUUGUUCCUGUGUAUUUUUUUUUAUAAUUGACAGAGUGCUAGGGCAAAAACAAAUAUCUGUUUAUGUAGUUUCGCUAUUAAAGGUUGUUUUGACAUUUGAUAAAUCUUUUGAACGAAAUAAAGAAACUGUUGAAAUCUG
Clarias gariepinus (North African catfish) is the source of this 1564-nucleotide messenger RNA. RefSeq names its product family with sequence similarity 49 member Ba (gene cyriba). Gene Ontology annotation, molecular function: small GTPase binding. The coding region runs from base 250 to 1227 and encodes 325 amino acids. NCBI's taxonomy places the organism in Eukaryota, Metazoa, Chordata, Actinopteri, Siluriformes, Clariidae. Gene Ontology annotation, biological process: regulation of actin filament polymerization; positive regulation of T cell activation. The transcript has 11 exons. The record is from RefSeq and is a predicted model, not a curated record.